Microthlaspi erraticum is the source of this 333-nucleotide messenger RNA. The record is from the annotation of a GenBank genome assembly. Lineage: Eukaryota; Viridiplantae; Streptophyta; Magnoliopsida; Brassicales; Brassicaceae.
AUGAGACGUCACACAGAGUUAAUCAGGUCUCUAAAAUCCCCUCUUCCGUCUGCAUCUUUGCAUCAGUCGAGGCCGAUUCCAUCGAAAUUUUCUCUAUUUCUCGAAAGUGGGAUUAUGGCGGGGGGAGGAAACUUCAUCGCCAGAGUUAUCUCAUACUUUGCCAACGAGGUCAUAGUUAAUGGUUUGGCGAACAGCCAUGCCUUCCAGAGAUUUGCUGUGAGGACUUCCAAGAGAAUCGAAAACAUCUCUAAACUAGCUGAAGAGAGCAAGCAGAAAGUCGCUCAGCAUAUGGAAGAACUUUCCAAGAACUCUGACUCCUUCAAGAAACCGUGA